AUGGUUGUUUCUGCUUUGGCCAACAUGGCUAACAUUGUCCAUAUCAAUGUUCCUACCCAUUUCCCCAUCUGGCUGACUGAUACAAAUUAUCCGGUAUGGCAGCGACAGGUAGAGACCACUCUAAUUGGCUUUGAUCUCUUAGGCUAUAUUAAUGGUGAUACUAAAGAACCUGCAAAAUUCUCAAAUGCCGAAGGCACGACCCCAAACCCGACACAUGCUGUCUGGUUCAGGCAAGAUCAGAUCAUUAUUGGUGCGCUGUUAGGGAGCUACUCUGAAUCACUACAAUCGUUGACUUCUUCUACUACAACCGUAACGGAGGCGUGGACUCGGCUUACGUCCACUUACGCAAAUGACUCCAUGGGCCGAGUUAUUUAUCUCAAAACCAGGUUAUUAAGUAAUCCCAGAGGUUCACGGUCCAUCACAGAGUAUUUGCAGGACAUGCGUUCGAUCGCAGAUUCCUUAGCAACUGCGCAUAAUCCUGUUUCUGAUUCUGAUCUCAUUUCGUAUGUUUUGAAUCGGUUAGGCAAUGAAUAUGCUACAUUGAUUCCUGCUAUCCGGGUGCAAGGAGGAUGCAUCAACUUUGGUGAUCUUUACAGUAUUUUAACGGACCAUGAGCGGAUGAUAAAGUCUAUAGAAGAGGCUCGACAGUCCCAUUUAGUCACGGCGAAUGUAACUCAGUUACAAUCUGGAACUCCACCCUCAAAUCACCAGCGUGAUCAGUCACGGGGAACCGGUCAACGUCGUUCUCGUCCCUCGAAUCGGCAAAAUGUUAACGACCAUCGUCAGACUUAUAUUUGUAAAUUUUGUAACUUUCAGGGUCUUGAGACUAGAUUUUGCCGGAAAUUAGCGAGGUUCCUACGUGACAAUAAUGUUCCAUUUGGUCUUCACCAAUCUCCCAAUAACUUUGCAGGUCCCUCCGUUAAUACCUCAGUCAUCUCUCAACCUCAACAACAGUAG
Messenger RNA from Ipomoea nil (Japanese morning glory), 957 nucleotides. RefSeq lists its product as uncharacterized. The record is from RefSeq and is a predicted model, not a curated record. The transcript has a single exon. Bases 1 to 957 code for a protein of 318 amino acids. NCBI's taxonomy places the organism in Eukaryota, Viridiplantae, Streptophyta, Magnoliopsida, Solanales, Convolvulaceae.